AUGGCGUUCUCAACCUGGGCGCUCGUCCACACCCUCCUCGUAGCAAUCGCAACGGGAACCGCCCUCCUCACCUUCGUCCUCGCCUGCGCCUACACCGCCAAGCUCCAGUCCACCUUUGAGUGGUACGACCCCGCCGGAGCCGAGCUCAUCGCCGCAUCCGUCAUCCUCCUCCUCUCCCUUCCCGUCCUCCACUUCCUCUUCCACCGCCGCAACUCGACGCACGUCCUCUCGUCGAUCCUCGUCGAGCUGGUCCUCGUCUUCGUCCUCUGGUGCCUCUUCGUCGGCGGCGCCGGCGCCCUCUCGAGCGGGUUCGGCUGGGUCUGGUGGGGCUGGACGAGCACCAUCUCGGGCACGGGCAAGGCGACUCAGGCGUUUGCGUGGUUGACUUGGGUCGACCUCACCCUCCUCCUCGCCUUCCUCCUCACCUUCGCCAUCUUUGGCCACCGCAACAAGGGCUCGCAGGCGUGGACUCAGCCGAUCGCUUACGACUCGACGACGAUGGGAGGAACCCGCCACGAUGCGAUGACGACCGAGGCCAAGAAUGCGCCCGUCGUCGGUGGAGGAGGAAACAUGGGAACCGCCGCCGCCGCGCCGACCCAGCAACCUGCGACGACCAUGGUCUAG
This is a messenger RNA of Rhodotorula toruloides NP11, 624 nucleotides long. RefSeq lists its product as uncharacterized. The coding region runs from base 1 to 624 and encodes 207 amino acids. The transcript is spliced from 2 exons. Lineage: Eukaryota; Fungi; Basidiomycota; Microbotryomycetes; Sporidiobolales; Sporidiobolaceae. The record is from RefSeq and is a predicted model, not a curated record.